Candidozyma auris is the source of this 1800-nucleotide messenger RNA. It is a transcript of the gene NOP8, whose product is annotated as Nop8p. The transcript has a single exon. Gene Ontology annotation, molecular function: RNA binding. Bases 1 to 1800 code for a protein of 599 amino acids. The record is from RefSeq and is a predicted model, not a curated record. Lineage: Eukaryota; Fungi; Ascomycota; Pichiomycetes; Serinales; Metschnikowiaceae.
AUGGACCUUCCCCAGAACCGACGUAUACACAUAGGCAACAUUUCCCAGAAACUUGCAGAGUGCAAGGACUCUCUUGAGGCGAGAUUGGGCAAAUUCGGCAAAGUCACUGGCUCCAUAGACCUUCGAACAAAGCCAGUGAACGAUUUCUACUACGCAUUUGUCGAUAUGGAAAUCCUGGACAAACAGUUUGAAAAGCUCAAGAUGUCUUUGAAUGGAAUCCUAUUCAUGGGCCGCAAACUCACAAUCUCGUUGGCUAAAGAAGACUACUUGCAAAGAUGGAAGAAGGACUCAGGAAGGCCAGAAACAUCCAAUGCAGUGUUGGCAAAGCUGGCCAACAUUGCUGCUGCAAGAAUAGAAAGAAUCCGUGAAGCAAAUACCAAAUACCCAGUGAACAGCAUGUCUGGGGCCAUGCUACCGUCUACAAGCUCUCCUGCUCCAAACAACUCGAGUAUGGGAUACCUGUGCUCUCCACAUACAUUUAACGGUUCAAGCGCCAACACAAAAAACAAGGCUCCCUCGCAUGAUCUUAUAGGCAAACUAUCGUACGGUGCUACACUCAAGCCUAGGGGAACGUAUGCUCAGCAAUAUUCAAGGACCAACGGUAGAGCAGAGGUUAUAAAGGGAAGAUUGAGGACCACUCCUCGUCCAGCCUCACAUUUCAUCAGACGAGAGCAAACUAUGAGGCUCCUCAUAAAUGGAGAGCUCAAACAAAUUAAGUGCUAUAAGACCAAGCUAUGGGGCGUGGAGAAGAAAGCAGCCACGGAGCUCACUUAUAAAUUUUCAGAUGGUGCAUGGAGAUCAGGGGAUGAUCACAUUGUCGAGAGAGUUGAUAAGUGCGGUGUGAAUGGAGCUCAAGCUGCAAGGUAUGGAGUUGAAGCCCGUCACGAGCCUACCGAAGAGGUGGCCACUAAAGAUGUCAGCAGCAACGUUCUUGAACGCUUCUUCGAAACGUUUGAUUUCGACAAACCUGUUGCUAUUGACGAGAAGUCAGACGACGAGGACGCGGUGACUCUUGAUAGUAAGGGCCGCAAGAACGUUGAGCUGUACGAUUUUGAGACCAAGGGUGUCGUACGUUUUGAGGAAUCAAGAAAGGCAGCCUCUCAAGGCGGUGAGUCUUUACAAGAGUACCUCCUGCAGCACGAGAGACCUCAAACAGAAGUUUAUUUCGAUGAGGAUGACGAGGGGAACGAGCUCGAGAUGGACGGUAUGGGCCAAAAGUACUCUACAGAGGCGACGAAGAAAACUUAUGACGAGGAGCACGGAAUCGAGCAACAUGAAAAGAACAAGGAGCGCGUUACUGAUAUAAAGAAUGAGACAGAAACCUUGCGGUCUUUGUUCGAACCAAGCAAACCUACGAAUGAUCUUUUUGCUGCUGACAGUGGAUUCAAAUUGGGACUUGAUGAGUCUGACGAGGACAUCGAUGUGGAAAAAAAGCAGGCCGACGAAGAGGAGCAAAGGAAGCUCGCCGAGCAGAUCGCUCUCAAACAGCAACAGCAAGAAGAGGAGGAGUUUGAGGCUGUGAGGGCCUCGUCCAAGACCUUUGGCUUGUUUUGGACCCAUUUUGAGUCUCCCUUCUUGCAAACACAAACCCAGCUCAGCAAAAUUGGCCACGCAAACGAAAAGAUUACACUACCCGGAGAGGAGAAUGGACCCAGUGUCAGAGAUGAUGGUCAUGGAGAGGAGGAUGCAUACGAGACAUGGUUUUGGCUGAUGAGAGGUGAGGUAAGCCGUGAGUGCAAGAGGAGGAGGAGAGAUGUUUUAAGAACACUUAAAAAGAGACAUAUUCGUCCAAUUAUCUAG